CUGCGGGAGCUGAAGGGAAGGAGGACACCGCCACCCGCAGCCUCCCGGGGCUCACUGCAGCGGGGACGGCGGACGAGCUCGCGGGCGCAACCUGCGGCGGAGGCGAGCCCUGCCCGGGUCCCGGGGUGCUGGCGGCGGGCGGGAGCAGGAGAGGAACCAUGUUCCCGGGCUGCCCACGCCUCUGGGUCCUGGUGGUCCUGGGCACCAGCUGGGCAGGCUGGGGGAGCCCAGGGGCCGAAGCAGCGCGGCUAAGACAGUUCUACGUGGCUGCUCAGGGCAUCAGCUGGAACUACCGCCCUGAGCCCACAAUCCCGAGUUUGAAUUCUUUUGCAAAUUCCUUUAACAAAAUUGUCUACAGAGAGUAUGAAGCAUAUUUUAAGAAAGAAAAACCACAAGCUAGAACUUCAGGACUUCUUGGACCUACUUUAUAUGCUGAAGUUGGAGACGUCAUGAAAGUCCACUUUAAGAAUAAGGCAGAUGUGCCCUUAAGCAUCCAUCCUCAAGGAAUUAAGUACAGUAAAUCCUCAGAAGGUGCUUCCUACCCUGACCACACAUUCCCUGUGGAGAGGAUGGAUGAUGCUGUAGCUCCAGGCCGAGAAUAUACCUAUGAAUGGCAUAUCACUGAGGACAGUGGGCCCACCCAUGAUGACCCUCCAUGCCUCACACAUAUCUAUUACUCCUAUGAAAAUCUGAUACAGGACUUCAACUCUGGGCUGAUUGGACCUCUGCUUAUUUGUAAGAAAGGCACCCUAACUGAUGAUGGGAUGCAGAAGAUGUUUGACAAGCAACACGUGCUGAUGUUUGCUGUGUUUGAUGAAAGCAAGAGCUGGAACAAGUCAUCAUCCCUAAUGUACACAGUCAAUGGCUAUGUGAAUGGGACGAUGCCAGAUAUAACAGUUUGUGCCAAUGACCACAUCAGCUGGCAUCUGAUUGGAAUGAGCUCUGGGCCAGAACUCUUCUCCAUUCAUUUCAACGGCCAGGUCCUGGAGCAGAACCAUCAUAAGAUCUCAGCCAUCAGCCUUGUCAGUGCCACGUCCACUACUGCCAACAUGACUGUGAGCCCAGAGGGAAAGUGGAUCAUAUCGUCUCUCAUCCCAAAACAUUUUCAAGCUGAGAUGAAGGCUUACAUAGACAUUAAAAACUGCGCAAAGAAAACCCGGAAUCCUAAGAAACUAACUCGCGAGCAGAGGCGGCACAUGAAGAGGUGGGAAUACUUCAUUGCUGCAGAGGAAGUCAUUUGGGACUACGCACCUAUGAUACCAGCGAACAUGGACAAAAAAUACAAAUCUCUGUACUUGGAUAAUUUCUCAAACCGAAUAGGAAAACACUAUAAGAAGGUUGUCUACAAACAGUACCAAGAUGAGUCCUUCACCAAACGCCUGGAGAACUUCAAUAUCAAAGAAGAUGGGAUCUUGGGCCCUAUUGUCAGAGCCCAGGUCAGGGACACACUCAAAAUUGUGUUCAAAAAUAUGGCCAGCCACACCUACAGCAUUUACCCUCAUGGAGUGACCUUCUCUCCUUAUGAAGAUGAAGUCAACUCUUCCUCCACCUCAGGCAAUAACAUCAUGGUCAGAGCAGUCAAACCAGGGGAAACCUAUACUUAUAAGUGGAACAUCCUCGAGUCUGAUGAACCCACAGAACGUGAUGCCCAGUGCUUAACCAGACCAUACUACAGUAAUGUGGACGUUACAAGGGACAUUGCCUCUGGGCUGAUAGGACUACUUCUAAUUUGUAAGAGCAGAUCCCUGGAUAAGCGAGGCAUACAGAGGGCAGCAGACAUUGAGCAGCAGGCUGUGUUUGCUGUGUUUGAUGAGAACAAGAGCUGGUACAUAGAGGACAACAUCAACAAGUUUUGUGAAAGUCCUGAUAAGGUGAAACGUGAUGACCCCAAGUUUUAUGAAUCAAACAUCAUGAGCACUAUCAAUGGCUAUGUGCCUGAGAGCAUACCCACACUAAGAUUCUGCUUUGAUGACACUGUCCAGUGGCACUUCUGCAGUGUGGGAACCCUGGAUGACAUUUUGACCAUUCAUUUUACUGGGCACUCAUUCAUCUAUGGAAAGAGGCACGAGGACACCUUGGCACUCUUCCCCAUGCGUGGGGAGUCUGUGACCGUCACAAUGGAUAAUGUUGGAACUUGGAUGUUAACUACCAUGAAUUCCAAUCCAAGAAGCAAAAACCUAAGGCUGAAAUUCAGUGAUGUUAAGUGUAUCCGGGAGGAUUAUGAAGACUCAUAUGAGAUAUUUGAACCUCCAGCGUCUACAGCCAUGACUCCACGGAAAACACACGAUUUUUCAGAAAACGAUGAAGAGAAUGAUGCUGACUAUGAUUACCAGAACACGCUGGCUUCAUCAUUAGGACUUAGGUCAUUCAGAAAUUCAUCAUUGAAUCAGGGGGAAGAUGAGUUCAAUCUUACUGCCCUAGCUCUGGACAACAACUCUGAAUUCCUUCCUCCAAGUACCAAUACAACUGUUGGAUCAAAUUCUUCUUCCCCAAGUAACGUUAGCAGACUCAUUGCCAAUAACUUUGCAAAACCUCAGAAAACUCUUUCUCAUUUAGAAGCCACAACAGCUGGUCCCUCCCUGGGACACAUUGGCUUAGACAAGAACUCAGUUCUCAACUCUUCCACAGCAGAGCAUUCCAGCCUUUAUUUUGAAGACCCUAUAGAGGAUCCUCUACAGUUGGAUGUCACAGGGAUAAGCCUACUCCCACUUGAUGCAGAAGGAUUCAGAAGUCAAGAACAUGCUAAACAUAAGGGAUUCAAGGCAGGAAGAGACCAAGCAGCAAAGCAUAGGUUCUCCCAGAUGGAAUUUCCAGCACAUAAAACUGGGAGACAUUUAAGCCAAGGCAACUCUUCUCCUUCCAGAAUGAGGCCCUGGAAGGAACUUCCCAGUGAUCUGCUACUUUUGAAACAAAAGAAUCCAUCUAAGAUUUUGAAUGGGAAAUGGCAUUUGGUUUCUGAGAAAGGUAGUUAUGAAAUAAUCCGAGAUGCUGAUGAAGACAUGGCUAUUAAUAAGCUGCUGAACAGCGCCCAGAAUGCCUCCAGGACUUGGGGAGAAAGCAUCCCUCUUACAAACAAGCAUGGAAAGCAGAGUGACCACCCGAAGUUUUCUGGAAUUAGACGUAAAUCUCUACAAGUAAGACAGGAUAGAGGAAAUAGUGGAUUGAAGAAAAGCACUUUUCUCAUUAGAACACGAAAAAAGAAAAAGGAAAAGAAGCUUGCAUACAAUGUUCCUCUAUCUCCACGGGGCUUUCACCCUCUAAGAGGAGAGGCCAACACCACAUUUUCAGAUGGGAGACUUGAUCAUUCAUUGUUACUCCAUAAGUCCAAUGAAACAUCUCUUCCCACAGACCUCAAUCAGACAUUCCUUUCUGUGAAUCUUGGCCUGAUAGCCUCACUUCCUGACCAGGAUCAGAAUCCUUCAAACAACACCAGUCAGACAAGCUCCUCUCCAGAUCUUCAUCAGACAAUGCCCCCAGAGGAACACUAUGAAAUGUUCUCUGUUCAAGACUCUGAUCAAAUGCACUCUACUACAGACCCCAGUCACAGAUCUUCUCCAGAGCCCAGCCAAAUGCUCGACUAUGACCUAAGAAACAAGUCUUUUCCUACUGACAUUGGACAAAUGUUCCCUCCCUUGGAAGCUGAAGUCUGGGAGUCAACCAUCUCUCCAGACAUCAGUCAACCAUCCCUCUCUCCAGAACUUAGUGAGACAAACCUUUCCCCAGACCUUGGUCAGAUGCCCCUUUCCCCAGACCUCAGCCAGCCAACUCUCUCUCCAGACAUCAGUCAGACAACCCUUCCUCCUGACCUCAGGAAGACAUCACCUCCUCCAGACCUUGAUCAGAUAUCCUAUACUUCUGAAUCUAGUCAGUUAUUGCCUCUUCCAGAAUUUGAUCAGAUUUUUCCUUAUCCAGACCUCAGUCAAAUGCCAUCUCUUCCACCAUCUUCUACACUAAAUAACACUUUUAUACCGAGGGAAUUUAAUCCACCGGUUGUAGUAGGCCUCAGUGGAGAUGAUGGAGAUUACAUUGAGAUUAUUCCAAGGCAGAAGAAAGAGAGCAGUGAAGAAGACUUGGCUAAAUUUGAUUACGUGACCUAUGAUGACCCUUACCAAUCUGAUAUUAGGACAGACAUCCACUCCUCCAGAAAUCCUGACAACAUUGCAGCAUGGUACCUCCGCAGCACCAAUGGAAACAGAAAAUAUUAUUACAUUGCUGCUGAAGAACUAUCCUGGGAUUAUUCAAAAUUUGCACAAAGUGAAACGGAUAAUGGAGACACUGAUGAUGUUCGAGAAGACACCAUAUAUAAGAAAGUAGUUUUUCGAAAGUACCUUGACAGCACUUUUACCAAACGUGAUCCUCAGGGGGAGUAUGAAGAGCAUCUUGGCAUUCUUGGUCCUGUUAUUAGAGCUGAAGUGGAUGAUGUUAUCCAAGUUCGUUUUAAAAAUUUAGCAUCCAGACCGUACUCUCUUCAUGCCCAUGGGCUUUCCUAUGAAAAAUCAUCAGAGGGAAAGACUUAUGAAGAUGACUCUCCUGAAUGGUUUAAGGAGGAUAAUGCUGUCCAACCAAACAGCAGUUACACGUAUGUGUGGCAUGCCACCGAGCGAUCGGGGCCAGAAAGUCCUGGCUCUGCCUGUCGCGCUUGGGCCUACUACUCAGCAGUGAACCCGGAGAAAGAUAUCCAUUCGGGCUUGGUAGGUCCCCUUCUGAUCUGCCAAAAAGGAACACUUCAUAAGGAGAGCAACAUGCCUGUGGACAUGAGAGAAUUUGUCUUACUUUUUAUGGUCUUUGAUGAAAAGAAGAGCUGGUACUAUGAAAAGAAGCCCAAAAGGUCUUGGCGUCUCACAUCCUCAGAAGUAAAAAACUCCCAUAUGUUUCAUGCCAUUAAUGGGAUGAUCUACAACUUGCCUGGCCUAAGAAUGUACGAGCAAGAGUGGGUGAGGUUGCAUCUGCUGAACAUGGGCGGCUCCCGAGACAUUCACGUGGUUCACUUUCAUGGCCAGACCUUGCUGGAAAAUGGCACUCAACAGCACCAGUUAGGGGUCUGGCCCCUUCUCCCUGGUUCAUUUAAAACUCUUGAAAUGAAGCCGUCAAAAGCUGGCUGGUGGCUCCUAGAUACAGAGGUCGGAGAAAACCAGAGAGCAGGGAUGCAAACGCCAUUUCUCAUCGUAGACAGAGAAUGUAAGAUGCCAAUGGGACUAAGCACUGGUAUCGUAGCUGAUUCACAGAUCAAGGCUUCUGAGUACAUGAGUUAUUGGGAGCCCAAAUUAGCAAGAUUAAACAAUGGUGGAUCAUAUAAUGCUUGGAUCUCAGAAAAACUUUCAACAAAAUUUGACUCUAAACCUUGGAUCCAGGUGGACAUGCAAAGGGAAGUCCUAUUCACAGGGAUCCAGACCCAAGGCGCCAAACAAUACCUGAAGUCCUACUACACCACUGAGUUCUACGUGGCCUACAGCUCUGACCAGACAAACUGGCAGAUCUUCAAAGGGAACAGCACAAGGAAUGUGAUGUAUUUUGAUGGCAAUUCAGAUGCCUCUACAAUAAAAGAGAAUCAGUUUGACCCACCUAUUAUGGCUAGAUAUAUUAGGAUCUCUCCAACUAGAUCCUAUAACAGACCUGCCCUUCGAUUGGAGCUGCAAGGUUGUGAGGUUAACGGAUGCUCCACACCGCUGGGUAUGGAAAAUGGAAAGAUACAAAACAAGCAAAUCACAGCUUCCUCAUUUAAAAAAUCUUGGUGGGGAGAUUACUGGGAACCUUUCCGUGCCCGUCUUAAUGCCCAGGGCCGUGUGAAUGCCUGGCAAGCCAAGGCAAACAACAACCAACAGUGGUUACAAAUUGAUCUGCUCAAAAUCAAGAAGAUAACUGCGAUUGUAACACAGGGUUGCAAGUCUCUGUCCUCUGAAAUGUAUGUGAAGAGCUACAGCAUCCACUACAGUGACCAGGGAGUGGAAUGGAAACCUUACAGGCAGAAAUCCUCAAUGGUGGACAAGAUUUUUGAAGGAAACAAUAAUAUCAAAGGACACAUGAAGAACUUUUUCAAGCCACCAAUCAUUUCCAGGUUUAUCCGAAUCAUUCCUAAAACAUGGAAUCAAAGUAUUGCACUUCGCCUGGAACUCUUUGGCUGUGAUAUUUACUAGAAUUGAACAUUCAAAAAGACAGAGGGACUCUUAAAGAUAUCAAACCAUUUAGAGUGGGGGGCAAUGUAUUUUGUAGCUAUUUUAAAUAUUAAUAAUUUUCCACUAUUUCCCUUUUUUUGUAUUAGAGAAUAAAAUCUUAUAUAUGAAACUUU
Ceratotherium simum simum (southern white rhinoceros) is the source of this 6286-nucleotide messenger RNA. NCBI's taxonomy places the organism in Eukaryota, Metazoa, Chordata, Mammalia, Perissodactyla, Rhinocerotidae. The record is from RefSeq and is a predicted model, not a curated record.